This is a messenger RNA of Anguilla anguilla (European eel), 2928 nucleotides long. Its product is annotated as cadherin-15-like. Gene Ontology annotation, cellular component: catenin complex; adherens junction; plasma membrane. Lineage: Eukaryota; Metazoa; Chordata; Actinopteri; Anguilliformes; Anguillidae. Gene Ontology annotation, biological process: homophilic cell-cell adhesion; adherens junction organization; calcium-dependent cell-cell adhesion. The record is from RefSeq and is a predicted model, not a curated record. Gene Ontology annotation, molecular function: calcium ion binding; cadherin binding. The transcript is spliced from 14 exons. Bases 419 to 2857 code for a protein of 812 amino acids.
AGAGAGUGGGAUGUAUAGAGAGAGUUUGUGUGUGUGUGAGAGAGUGAGAGAGAGUUGGAUAUAUAGACAGAUAGUGGGAUACGGAGAGGGAGAGAGAGAGUGAGAGAGUAUGUGUGUGUGUGUGUGUUGGGGGCUAGUAUUUCACCUCUCAUACACCCAUAUGCACAUGUGCUGUCACUCAACCCUGCUUGCAGCCCAGAGAGAGAGAGAGAGAGAGAGAGAUGGACAGAGGGAGAGAUGGAAAGAGAGAACAGGGGCAGGUCACAAGGCAUUUGGCUCUGUUCACCCAUCCUGUGAGGAGCUCAGGGUGCAAAUUCAGUAGACCAGGAUAUAGAGCCCCCCCCCCACCCCCACGCCCCCCUCCGCCCUCUCUUCUGCUGGGGUGUCCUGGAGGGUGAGAGAUUGAAAGGCUGAGAAGAUGGUGCCCAGGUGGCUGGUAGCGUGGUGUGUGCUGGUGGUAGUGACGGUUUUCCAGGUCAGUUGCACUGCUCAGCUGGGACAGGAGGAGGCCAGCCCGGCUGUCCUGUACCCCUGGGGCAGAAGGCCUGAUGGGGACAGCAUGGGCCUCAGUCGGGUGAAGAGGGCCUGGAUCAUCCCUCCCAUACGGGUCUCGGAGAACAGCAAACAAAUCCCCGAAAACCUGGUGGAGAUUAAGUCAGAUAAGGUGCUCACCACGGAGGUGAUCUAUAGGCUGGAGGGACGCGGGGUGGACCAAGAUCCAAAGGGCAUCUUCGAAAUUGAGGUUCACACCGGAUGGAUCAAGUGUCUGGUGCCUCUCGACAGAGAGCAACACAGCAGCUUCACGCUCAAGGCCUUUGCUCUUUCACCGAGCGGCGAGAGCCUGGAGACCCCCUCCACCAUUGAAAUAGUCGUGCUGGACCAGAACGACAACAGGCCCAACUUCACGCAGGCCGAGUUUGUCGGCUAUGUCCCGGAAUUCUCUAUACCAGGAACCGCCGUCGUCCGCGUUUCGGCGACGGACGCAGAUGACCCCGAAACGGAGAACGCGCUCCUGGGCUACUCCAUCGUGGAGCAGGAGAGCAUCCCGCCGUUCCGCAUCAACAGGACCAUGUUCGGCAUCAACAACACGACCGGCACGAUCUACACCCGAGACGUGGGACUGGACCGGGAGGUGGUGGACGGCUUCAGGCUGACGCUGCAGGUGGCGGACAUGGCUGGCGAGGGGCUGUCCGACUUGGCCUCCGCCCUCAUAUAUGUGACGGACAUCAAUAACCACGCCCCCCAUUUUACCCCGGCCUCUUACAGAAUGACCGCCGUGGAAAACAGGGAGCUGGACGAAAUCGGCAGAGUCAACACCACAGAUCGAGACGAGCCCGGCUCGGUGAACUGGAAGGCCCAGUAUACCAUCGCCAAGGGUGAUCCAUACGGACACUUCGCCAUUCGAACGGAUCCCGAAACUAACCAAGGCAUCCUGUCUGUUGUGAAGCCCCUCGACUACGAGUCUCAGGCGGAGCACGAGCUGGCUCUGACGGUGGCGAACGAGGUCCCUCUCAGUCCCAAGGCUCCCCAGGCGCCCGCCAGCGUCGCCACGGUAGCGGUUACGGUGGCCAAUGAGCGCGAGGCGCCGCGCUUCAGGGUGAACCCCCUCAGGCUGAACGUGCCGGAGUCGGUCGACCCGGGAACCAUUCUGGCCCGGAACAUCGCAGAGAGCCCGGAUAACAAAAACCUCAGGUUUGAUGUCCAGUACGACCCUGAGAGGUGGCUGUCGGUUAACCCCCAGACCGGAGAAAUCAGAGCCAGGAGGAAGUUCAAUCUGCGGUCGCCGUACGUGAAGAACAACAUCUACCGCGCUGUGAUCAAAGCCACUGACACGGACGCCGGUGGAGUCUCUAGCUCGGCCACGGUGGAGCUCACGCUGAGGGAGACCAACGAUUUUGCGCCGCUGCUGGUCCCCCAGACGGGGACCAUGUGCAGGGACGCAGACGCGACCCCCAGCCUGAUUCUGAGCGCCGUGGACCAGGACCUGCCUCCCCAGGCCGCCCCCUUCUACUUCCUGCUGCAGAAUGAGGCAGCGGCAGCCAACUGGACCCUCAAUAAGGUCAACGAAACACACACCGUCCUGCAGCCGCUGGUGGAGAUGGAGUCGGGCCUGUACGUGGUCCUCGUCUCGGUGUCUGACUCGGGCACGCCCGCCCUCUCCGCCGUCUACGCGGUCAACGUGACCCUGUGCGACUGCGGGGUCGCCGGGGGCUGCGACGCCGUCGCCGUGGCGCUGGUCGGCGCGGGGGCGGGGCUCAGCUUCGUCGCUCUCCUGAUCGUUAUCGGAAGCGUUUUGCUCCUGCUCCUGCUGCUGCUCCUGGCGCUGACCGCGUGGAGCUGCAGGAAGCGGCCCGUCAAAGAGGCGGGGCUUCUGGCAGGGGAGUCGGAGGACGACGUCCGGGACAACGUCAUGAACUACGACGAGCAGGGGGGCGGAGAGGAGGACGAGAAGGGGUACAAUUUGGAUCAGCUGAGGAACCCCGACGCGUUCAUCCCGCCCCCAGCCCUGGCCCCGCCCUCCUUCUCAUCGCCAGGCUCCGCCCCCCCCAAGGGGAGGCAGCCGCGCCGGAAGGACGCCCCCCAGACCCUGCCCACCUCCUCGCACCCGCGCAGACCGCCACCGGACCCCACCGACAUCAAGGACUUCAUCGACGACAGCGUGGACGCGGCCGACAGAGACCCCACCGCCCCGCCCUACGACACGGCGCUGGUCUACGACUACGAGGGCGAGGGCUCGCGCGCGGGCAGCCUCAGCUCCGUCGCCUCGGCCGGCUCCGACGGCGACCAGGACUACGGCCACCUCAGCGGCUGGGGCCCGCGCUUCCGCAGGCUGGCCGACAUGUACGGCCCGCACUGAGAGAGCACCGGGGCGAUUACCCCGAUUACCCACCCCACUGCCCCUAACCACCCCACCCCACUGCCCCUAAC